AUGGACAGUCCAGCUGCUGCCGCCGACGACAAGUCGCGAGCUGCCGCCCAGAACAGGGUGCGACGUCGCAACCGGAUGAUUACAUCGUGUCUGGAGUGCCGGCGCCGAAAGUUGAAAUGCGACAAGUUACACCCCUGCACGAAUUGCAGCAAGUUCUCGCGCGACUGUCUCUUCCUAGCCCCGGCGCUGGACUCGGUCUCGCAGCAGCGCCUCAACGAGAUCAAGGAGAAGAUGGGCUCGCUUGAGCGCGUACUUGAGCAGGACGUUGCGCGCAAAGACGGGAAAACCGUGUCCACCUCCUCCCAGAAGCCGCAAAGGAGGACGUCGGCUGACCUCCCUGGCGGCGAAGAGAGCAGCUCCGACAACGAGGCCGCGGUCCCAGAAGACGAAAAAGGGCUUGAGCCGACACCCCUGGCCGUCAUCGACGCUUCGUACGAAGACGAUGCUAACGACGACGUGCUCGACCUAGGGAUCAAGAUCGGAAAGAUGCGCUUGACUGAACGACUUGGUGGCUUCUUCCGCCCCAGACUUCACGAGGAAAUGGACAUCCAGCUCGCCGAUUCUGCCAAUGACCGUCGGACCGCCGACGAAAAGCUCUCGGCCAUUCCCCAACUCCCGGAUCAUACCUGCGACUUCCUAGCUCCCGGUCCUUCAUACAUUGCGCCGGGCUCGGGAUUCGUGUUCGGGGAUGUGGGCAGCAAAAGAUCCCUUCUCAACUUCCUCCCAGCAAAAGCCGCGGCCGAUAUUCUGGUCCGCACUUAUUUUGAGAACGUGCACUUCAUCGCUCGAGUUGUUCACUGGCCCAGUUUUCAGCUGCAUUACGACAACUUCUGGACUUCUGUGCUCGCCGGACUCGAGCCUCCGGCGUGGCAACAAUCCCUCGUUCUUGCCGUCCUGUUCUCGGCCGUGGCGAGCAUGGCUGAGCAAGACGUCACUGCCAUCUUCGCUCGACCGAAGAGCACCAUCCUCGGGAACUUCCAGACCGGGACUGAGGUCGCACUGAGCAAGGCGCAAUUUCUUAGAGCCACCAAACUCGAGACUCUGCAGGCUCUCGUGAUCUAUCUCAUUCCCAUGUGUCGAGAUCAGCUUUCUCGAGCGCAUUCGGUGAUAGUGGGCAUGGCUGUCCGUCUGGGCGAGUGUAUGGGACUGCAUCGCGAUCCCGAAGAAGUCUACGGGCUCUCUCCGGUGGAGUGCCACGUCCGACGCAUAGUCUGGUUUCAGCUGUGCUUCCUGGACUUUCGCACGUGCGAGUCGCAGGGUCCGCGGCCAGGCGUCAAGCGUGAGGACUAUGACACCAAGUUUCCACUAAACAUCAACGACAACGACCUGCUCCUAGCGAAGCCGCAAGAGGCAAAGACCCAGUUUACAGACAUGACCAUGUCCCGGAUACAUUUCGAAUGUACAGAGAUGCAACGAGUCAUCUGGUACGACCGCAUCCGGAUGGAGAAGAAGAAGGCGUCGUUGACGCACGUCUUGAGCAAGAUUGAGAGCUUCCGCAAAGCCAUGGAGGCCAAGUACAGGCCCAUGUUGGAUUUCGAAGUCCCCAUACAGAAGUACGCACAGCUGCUCAUGAAUCUGAUGAUUCAACGCCUCUACGUCAUGGUCCUCCACCGAUACCUGAACAACUUUUCGCAAAAAGUGCCUGAACGGCUUUCCAACCUGACCGUCCAGAGCGGCUUGCUCUCCAUGGAGAAUGCGGUGGCGAUGGAGCGUAUACCCGAGCUGAACAAAUGGAAAUGGUACAACGGAGCUUACCAGCAAUGGCACAUAGCCUUCCUUCUUCUUUCGAUGGUCCACCAGCAGCCGAACCUGCCGAACUCGGAACGGAUCUGGAAUGUCAUCGAUUUUGUCUUCGAGCCCGAUCUAACCCUGUCACGACCGCAGAGAGCCAGAGCGAUUAUCAUGGCAGUCAGAGACCGAACGGCGGUUUAUCGGGACUUGCGCAGAAUCCGCAUUCCGGUCAGCAUGAAAGAUGGUUUGGACUCGCGGCGCCGUGUCCCUGAGACCACCUUGACAGUCAAGAACGAAACCGAGAUCUCACGAGCCGAACCCACAACAAUCUCGUCCCAAACGGAUGCCGGAGCUGGGGAUGCCCGGUAUUCGUCUGAUCAACCGUGGAGCUUCGACACUCCAGCGACAAUGUACUUGGAGAACAAAUACUUGCCGCAGGGGGGGCCAGGGCCCUUUGGACGAUUGGUCCACUCACAAUUCCAGACCUCACCACCGCCCCCACAACCAUCUCCCAUGCAAUCGCCGCCGCAAUCAAAAGCACCCAGUACCGACACGAACCAGAUCUCGCCAGCUCAGCAGAUUGACUUCCACAGUCCCAGUGACUCUGGGACGAACGAGUCGUGGCCUCCUCUCAUCACGACCGACCAAGUAAGCUGGCGGAUGGUCCUGGGCCCGGCCACCCAUCCUUCCCCUCCUGUCCCCGCCAUGCGGUCAGUUCAAAGCCGACAAUCAUCGUCCGGGGGCGGCAGUCCCUUCGGUAUCAACUCGGGCUUUCCGAGUGACCAGAUCAAUAUCCCGCAGCUACAGAACAAUAGCCGGAGCGACUCGGUAAUGCUCGACAUUGACUGGGUAAGUGCGGCCUCGCUGUCCAAUGUGCUGACCCACUGA
Cladophialophora carrionii CBS 160.54 is the source of this 2619-nucleotide messenger RNA. RefSeq lists its product as uncharacterized. The record is from RefSeq and is a predicted model, not a curated record. The transcript has a single exon. Gene Ontology annotation, molecular function: DNA binding; DNA-binding transcription factor activity, RNA polymerase II-specific; zinc ion binding. Lineage: Eukaryota; Fungi; Ascomycota; Eurotiomycetes; Chaetothyriales; Herpotrichiellaceae. The coding region runs from base 1 to 2619 and encodes 872 amino acids. Gene Ontology annotation, biological process: DNA-templated transcription; regulation of DNA-templated transcription.